AUGAAUGAAUCUACAUUCUCUGUUACAACCUUCAACAUAUUGGCACCAUGUUAUAAUAGGACCAAUCAUUAUGCUUCACCAGAGGCCAUUGCAGCUAGAGAUCAUCCUGUUGCCAACAACAACAACAAUAACAAGCUUGUAGAUGUUAUUGAAUGUUCUAGACAAUAUGAUAUACUUCAGAUUCUACAAACUGUGGAUGCGGAUAUUAUAAACCUACAAGAGUUCUUCUUUAAUAAGGACUUUAAACAGUUGUACGAGAGUACAUUGUCCGAUCGUUAUCAAGCAUUCUAUCUUCAGCGAACUAGUGGCAAACUAGAUGGUGUCGCCACCUUUGUAAAGAAACAUCUAAACAUCAAACAUCAACAUAUGCUAGAGUUUAAAGAUCAAGGUGAUCGUGUUGCCCUGAUCCUUCACAUAGACAGUCCGUCAUCAUCCUCUUCACCUUCAGGACAUGAGUUAAUACUUGCCAACACUCACUUGACCUUCCCUCAUACAGUGUUUGAUGAGACAAUACUGCGGCGAACACAGAUCGAGUCAAUACACAAUAACAUUCAACUAUAUCUCAAUGAGAUCCAACAAGUUGGUAGUAUACCCAUUGUGAUUUGUGGCGAUAUGAAUACACCAACAAAGAAUGAGGAAUGUGUUGUCAAUAGAUUCUUUAGACAAAAGGGAUAUAUAUCAACAUUCAAUUACAUCCAUCCAGAGAUCAAUCACUUUGUUUCACAUAAGAGUCAUAAAGAUCAAGAGGUUGGCGCAGACUAUAUCUAUCUCUUGGACAGCAACAACAACAGCAACAACAACAACAGCGACAACAAGAAGAAUAUCCAUAUUCAACCAAUUGAAUCAUAUCUCUUUCCAAAGGAGGUGCCUGCAGAUAAAUGGAUCAAAGGCUUUGAGUCCUCUGAUCAUCGACCAUUAACCACUUCAUUCAGAGUGGUUCAAUGA
Acytostelium subglobosum LB1 is the source of this 945-nucleotide messenger RNA. RefSeq lists its product as hypothetical. NCBI's taxonomy places the organism in Eukaryota, Evosea, Eumycetozoa, Acytosteliales, Acytosteliaceae. The record is from RefSeq and is a predicted model, not a curated record. Gene Ontology annotation, molecular function: 3'-5'-RNA exonuclease activity. The coding region runs from base 1 to 945 and encodes 314 amino acids. The transcript is spliced from 4 exons.